Carcharodon carcharias (great white shark) is the source of this 1229-nucleotide messenger RNA. It is a transcript of the gene pfdn4, whose product is annotated as prefoldin subunit 4. The coding region runs from base 392 to 796 and encodes 134 amino acids. Lineage: Eukaryota; Metazoa; Chordata; Chondrichthyes; Lamniformes; Lamnidae. Gene Ontology annotation, biological process: protein folding. Gene Ontology annotation, cellular component: prefoldin complex; cytoplasm. The transcript is spliced from 4 exons. The record is from RefSeq and is a predicted model, not a curated record.
GUGCCCUUUAAUGGUAAAACAAAAACAGAAUUACCUGGAAAAACUCAGCAGGUCUGGCAGCAUCGGCGGAGAAGAAAAGAGUUGACGUUUCGAGUCCUCAUGACCCUUCGACAGAACUUGAGUUCGAGUCCAAGAAAGAGUUGAAAUAUAAGCUGGUUUAAGGUGCCCUUUAAUGGUGUUGAUCCCUUUAAAGGGAAGGUACCAUUUUGUCAGUUUGGGUAAAUGUCGAAUUUAUCCAAGGAGUCGGGGCUUUCCCGCCGCCGACGAGAAUUAAAAGUGGAAAGUGGCCGCGGGAACCGAGUUUGUGCCACUGGAGCCGAAACGGCGACCGUCAACCGGGAUCAGGAUCAGGAUCCGGAUCAGGGGAAACCGGAGUGGGAGAGUCCAGAAAAUGGCCGCCACCAUGAAGAAAGCGGCAGUAGAAGAUGUUAAUGUUACUUUUGAAGACCAACAGAAAAUUAACAAGUUUGCAAGAAAUAAUAACAGGCUCAUAGAACUUAAAGAAGAAAUAGAACUGAAAAAGAAACAGUUACAGAACCUAGAAGAUGCCUCUGAUGAUAUCAUGAUGCUUGAUGAAGAUGCUGUGCUGGUGCCUUACCAAAUUGGAGAGGUUUUUAUUAGCCACUCCCAGGAUGAGACACAGGAGAUGCUAGAAGCUGCAAAGCAAAGUCUCCAAGGUGAGAUCCAGGCUUUGCAGACUCGUGUGGAGACCAUUCAACAAGUGUUAUCUGAUCUUAAAGUUCAGCUCUAUGCAAAAUUCGGAAACAACAUUAACCUUGAAGCAGAUGACAACUGAGCUGUUUAUUCUCACCAGCCACAUUUCAUUCAAUUGAAUGAUUAACUUCCCAAGUUGGACAGCUAUUGCAGUUUGCUUUAGGAAAUGGUGAUUUUUUUUUUUAAAAAAUCAGAGUCAUCAUUUUGUUCAUUAUAAUGGGACUGACUUUUAAGAUUUUUGUCCUGCAGCUCCAUUUAUUUGAUGGAGAUUUUUUUUUUAUAUGUGCUUGCACUCGUUAUUUAUUUGUUACGGUGGAUCCAUAUUCUGAUUUUUGAAUUGUCUAUAAAAUAUUCAGACCUUAAGUCCCAGAUUAGGAAAGCAUUCAAGUAAACCUUUAGCAUUCAAAUAUCAACCUAUUUUUUGAUUGCUGUAACACAUUGAGACGAAUGUUCAUUUUGGUCAACUUACAUAAUCCACCUUCCCAAUAAAAUAAAUAAACUUUCACAAUGCUAAA